AUGUUUUUAAACUUCACCAAAAAUAUGUCGCUGACAAAAAUCAUUACAAGAACUUUCAGAACAACCGCAACUAGACACAGAAUAAUUAAAAUUCAAGAUCAAGAAGACUUCAAUAAACAAGUACUUAAUAGUAAAGAACCUGUGGUGAUAGAUUUUUUUGCUACUUGGUGUGGACCAUGUAAAAUGUUACUUCCUCGAGUAGAAAAAAUAAUAGAAGAAUAUAAAGAUACAAUUCAUCUUGCCAAAGUUGAUAUUGAUGACAAUGCUGAAAUUGCCAUGGAGUAUGGUGUCUCAGUUGUACCAGAACUAGUAUUAAUGAAAGAUGGGAAAGUUCAAGGAAAAAUGAUUGGACUACAAGAUGAAGAUAAAUUAAAACAUUUUAUUUCAAAGCUAACUGAGCCUACAAUAGAAAAAAAAUAA
Messenger RNA from Macrosiphum euphorbiae (potato aphid), 420 nucleotides. The record is from the annotation of a GenBank genome assembly. Lineage: Eukaryota; Metazoa; Arthropoda; Insecta; Hemiptera; Aphididae.